Molecule: messenger RNA, 2850 nt
Organism: Scaptodrosophila lebanonensis
Lineage: Eukaryota; Metazoa; Arthropoda; Insecta; Diptera; Drosophilidae
Gene: Fem-1
Product: protein fem-1 homolog B
Exons: 7
Coding region: 165-2267 (700 amino acids)
Molecular function (GO): protein binding
Source: RefSeq, a predicted model, not a curated record
CACAGCUGGGUUCAUUUUGUCAGCCCCUCCAGAAAAAAUAAAAAAUAACACCCGAUCUGCCCAUUGCAGGGAACAAAACAAUUUGCAAACAUUAAGUUAUAGACAGUGUCGUUUGAUUUUCAUGAAACGCGUGAACGACACAUCUCCUGCUCUACAUACCAGCUAUGGAUAUCGAUAUGGAUGUGGACGGCGAGCCGAAUGCGCACACGGAACUUUACGACGAUGGCCUUGACUUGGGGUUUAACAUGGCGCAUGCGAUCCUUUUUGAGCUGGCCGAGGAGCUGCGCGAGAAGUUCGCUAGUGAUGGGAACUUAAAGUUCUCGCAGCUAAAUACAAUUUAUUUGUCUGCUCGUAAUAGUCAAAUGAAGCGCUUCGUCGCCGCCUUAAAUGGCGUAAAAAGAAAGGAGAUUCAGAAUUAUUUGGUCAACACGAGAUUCGAUGAGCCCGAUGGCCAAUCACUCACGCCUCUUACGAUGGCCGCCAUGUCCGGUAAUGUUACGUUUGUGAAGACGCUUCUGUCUCACUACGACAUAGAUCUCGAACGGGAAUGUAAUGUCAUAUUCGAUGGUCUGGUGGUUUACGGUGCCACGCCCCUGUGGGUCGCAGCUGGCAUGGGUCAUCUACAAAUUGUGAAGCUGCUGGUACAAGCCAAAGCCAACGUCAAUCACAAUACCAAGGCGCAAAGUUCUCCGCUGCGUGCGGCCUGCUAUGAAGGUCGUCUGGAUAUUGUGCGUUACCUAAUUGAGCACGGAGCUGAAGUGAAUGCCACCAAUGCUUUCAACAACACCUGUAUAAUGAUUGCUGCUUAUAAGGGACACGAGUUGGUCGUGGACACGCUUCUCAAGAACGGGGCGCGCACCAACGGUCAGGCGUUGUGUGGUGCCACUGCAUUGCACUAUGCUGCCGAAAGUGGACAUCUAGAUGUAGUACGUCUACUUUUAGAUCAUGGUGCAACAUUGCACAAGAAUGAGCUGGGCAUAACGCCAGCGCUGCAGGCAGCCGAGCGUUUGCAUGAGGAGGUUCUGGAGGAAUUCCUUCAGCGUCCUGGACUAAUGAGUCUCGAGGAGCAAAUCACGGCAAUGGAGCUGCUAGGUGCCACAUAUGCCAAUGACAAGCUCAAGUACGAUGUUAAUCGGGCAUACAGCUAUCUAAUGCGGGCCAUGCAGCUGCGUUAUGAGAAUCCGCAAAAUAUUGUGCGCAAGCGAGUUUUGCAGCCCAUACCCGCCUACGAUAGUUGGUUUGAGACUGAAAAUUUGCCAGAACUGAAUGCUAUCAAGUUGAAUCACCACUCUAUACACAUGGAGUCGUUGACUAUACGCGAACGCAUACUGGGCAGACAAAAUCCGGAACUGCCACAAGCGAUUAUUUAUCGUGGUGCCGUCAUGGCUGAUCAGGGACGUUACGAACAGUGUCAAGUGCUAUGGAACUAUGCUAUCGAUUUGCGCAUGCGCAAUAAUCUGUCCGUUGAACGUGAUUUAUUAAGAUUUGCUCAGCUCUUUGCGCAAAUAUUGCGUGUAGCCAAUCACCGCUUGACCCUGGAUCAUGUUGUUCCAGUUCUCGCCAAGUGCCAACAUGAGAUCGAACUGAAUAAAUGUAAAAUGUUGAAUGCCAAACCAAACUCCUGUGCCAGCAUGCUGCAGGACCAAAAUAAUCAGAACUGCAUUACAGCAUUGUAUUUAAUCAAAAUUGUCACACAAUUAGCUCGCCGCAGGAAAGAUCAGGACAUCAACGAGGAGCAAAUUCAGCAGCUGUUCCUUGUAGUAAGAAAGUUUAUCCAAAACGAUACACGGUUGCAGGAUGGCCAAACUUUGCUGCAUCUAGCUGUAAAUGGCGUGACCCCUGUGGAUGAGUUCUACACCAAUGAGAUGUGCAGAUUCCCUUGCUAUGCCACUGCUCUGGUGCUUGUGCACUGCGGCGCCUCUGUCCUUGCCGUCGAUGCUUCGCGCAACACACCGCUACACAUUUUAGUUACUAGGGUGAAUGGCACACAGGAGCGGCACACGGAAAUGGCACGUAUUGUGCAACUAUUUGUUGAGGCGGGCGCACAUUUGGAUGCCGUAAAUGCUGCAGGUCAAACAGCAGCGGCAGCAUGCAAGCAAAGCACACUGGCUAAUGUACUGCAUGGAUACCAGAAUGCUCACUCCACGCUGAAAUGUCUCGCGGCCCGCAUUAUAGCCACCCACAGGCUGAACUUUAAGGGAACAAUACCAACCGCAUUGGAGGGGUUCAUUCAAAUGCACAGCGUAGAUAAUUUAUCAAAAAUGUAAAAAACCUCAGAGCUUCGGCAUGCCGACGUCUGCAUACCCUUGCAAACCUCAUUUACCGAACGGUUUGGUAUAUCAAAUAGGGGAAAGAUCUACAUAACCAAUAUCCUUUCCAAAGCUUAGCAGCUAUUUGAUCUAGUCAACUACCUUGAAUCGUCAACCCUGUACCGAAGGUGAAAAGGGUAAUGCCCCAGAUAGGUGUAACAGUUUACACUUGGAUCUGGCAAAAUAAUAUUUUUAGAAACCAGCCUUUAUUUCACGUUCUUUGAAUUUCGCAACACUUUAACAGACGUUGCCAAGAAAAUGAACAAAUGAAAAUUGUAGAAAAAUAAAUUAAUAAAAAUGUUCGUUUGUGGAGAACUCUUUGCAAGGGUAUAACAUGCCAGAAACACUAAAACAUAUUUUUAUAUCGAAUUUAGUGACUUAAUUAGCAAAUUGCCAACAUUUUAUUUUUCUAUUACUUAUUUAUGUAUGUAUGUAUUGUGUUAUCGUUUUCAGUAAGCAUAAUUUAUUUAUAUAUACAUUUUAAACACUUCUGACUGAUGUUUAUUGUAAUCAUAUAUAAAAUCAUUUUGUACAUUUUCUA